Cucumis sativus (cucumber) is the source of this 1413-nucleotide messenger RNA. RefSeq names its product probable receptor-like protein kinase At5g24010. Gene Ontology annotation, molecular function: protein kinase activity. Bases 1 to 1413 code for a protein of 470 amino acids. The transcript has a single exon. NCBI's taxonomy places the organism in Eukaryota, Viridiplantae, Streptophyta, Magnoliopsida, Cucurbitales, Cucurbitaceae. The record is from RefSeq and is a predicted model, not a curated record.
AUGGAGUUUCUGAAUCCAAUUCUCUUUGUUCUCAUACUUUCUUCAUCAACCAUCCCUAUUCUUUCCUUUUCCCACUUCUCUCCCACCGAUCACUACCUCAUCGAUUGUGGGUCAACCCUUAAGUCCACCGUCGAUCAUCGCAUCUUCCUCUCCGAUUCCUCCUCUUCAAGUUCACUUUUUCUCUCUUCCCCCCGCUCUUUCUCUCUCACAAAUCAACACCCAUAUCAAGGUUUGCCCCCAUUUUACAAUUCAGCUCGCGUUUUCGAGAUGCCAUCCAAGUACGAGUUUCAGAUCAAAGACGAAGGCACACAUAUGGUACGUCUCCAUUUCCAAGCUUUUACCUCUUCAGAUUUGGACCUCAUUCGUGCUCGAUUUCACGUUUUGGUUAAUGGGUAUGUGGUUUUGAGUAAUUUUAGUGGUGUCUCUGCUGUAAACCCUAGAAUUAAGGAGUUUCUUAUCUGGGUUGGAACUGAAACUCUUGAAAUUACCUUCGUCCCUGUUAAGAAAUCGAAAUUCGCUUUUGUUAAUGCGAUUGAAGUUAUUUCUGCACCAAAAGAUCUUGUUGCUGAUUCUGCAAAAUAUUUGAGUUAUGAACAUAGUGGAAAUGUUGAUGGGUUGUCCAAGGAAGGGCGUGAAGUGUUGUAUAGAGUCAAUGUUGGGGGGCCUAAGGUUACUCCCUUCAAUGAUUCUUUUUGGAGGACUUGGGUUCCUGAUGAUGAACACUUCGAAUCAAAUAAUGGAUCAAAGAAAGUGUAUACUACUGGAAGAAUUAAGUAUCAGGAAGGUGGGGCAAGUCGUGAAGUUUGUCCCGAUAAUGUCUACAACUCUGCUCGAGUGAUCAAGAGUACAAAUUCAUCGAUUCCGAACACCAAUAUGACAUGGACCUUCCCCGCUAUCAAUGGAUACAACUACAUCGUUCGCUUGCAUUUUUGUGAUAUUGCAAGUAUAUCAAUUGGUUUUCUGUUUUUCAAUAUCUAUGUUAACGGACACAUGGCAUAUGAGAAUUUCGAUCUCUCAACCGCUGCUAAUUGGGAACUUUCUACCGCGUUCUAUCUUGAUUUCAUGGUCAGUGGUGAUCAACAAGGGGUUCUUAGAAUUAGUAUAGGAAGCUCUAACCAGAGUGUUCCAUAUGCUAUAGAUGGUCUUCUAAAUGGAAUUGAGAUCAUGAAGUUGAAUAACUCUUUAGGUAGCUUUGAUGGUAACCUUUCUACUGAGAUGAUUUUGAAGAGAUGUCAAGGAAACACCAUUAAUUUAGUUCCUUAUAUAGUGAUUUUGUGUUUGGUGGUAAUUGUGUCGCUAAUGUUGCGUCAAAAGGUAAUCAGAAGGGAAGAUUCUUUCUCGUGGUCGAAAUUGCCUGUUGUGGAUAGUUGGAAAGUUAAAUCUAACAUGGGAAUGGGAAUAGUCAAUUCCUAG